AGACCCAUUAUUGAUGGUGGUCAUCUUCUUCGUCAAUUAGAACAAUAUGUUCGUAAUGGUCAUUUGAAACCAACGACUCUAUUUUGUACAGCUGAUAUUACAAACUUGUAUACAAUGUUACCACAAGACGAGUCACUUAAAAUUCUCGAAGAAUUUCUUCUUGAAUAUCAUUAUGAGAAAGUUCAAGGCAUUUCAAUUCAAGUUAUUCUUCAAUUAGCUCAUAUUGUUCUCAAAGAAACUGCAUUUGUUGAUGGAAAUAAAUUCUAUCGACAAAUUAUUGGUGGUGCAAUGGGAUCACCGUUUACUUUAACAUUAGCCAACAUUUUCAUGUGGAAAUGGGAAAAAAAUGCCAUUUGUGGUACAUUAGAACCUCAUGAAAUCUAUGGCCGGUAUGUUAUUAUUAUUUAUUUAUCUUCUUCUUGUUCUAUUCGAAGAGAUCCAUCAUUUUUUUCCUUUAAUCAUUCUAGUUAUAUUGAUGAUAUCUUCUUUACUUUUAAUGAACCAAAGACAAAAAUCGAGGCAGUCAUCAAGAAAGCUAAUGACUUUCAUCCAAACAUAAAAUUGGAAGCUAAUAUUGGUAGUUGUGUUUCAUUUCUUGAUCUUCUCAUUGACAAUAAGAAUGGUGUUUUAUUCACAUCUGUCUAUCAUAAACCAGCAGCAGAACCCUGUGUUGUACCAUUUAUUUCUGAUCAUCCUCGUCAUGUAUUUUCCAAUAUUAUUCAAGCUAGUCUUCUUCGAGCUGUACGUUAUUCAACGACAUUGGACAUUUUUGAAAAGGAACGUUGUGCUAUUCGAUUGAUGUUGCUCUAUAAUGGAUAUCCAUCUAGGUAUAUUGAUACACAUUUCCGAAAAUUCUUUGAUAACUCAAUUUCACUAGUAUCAAUGAUACCAUUUAUGAAUAAUGAAGAACAAUUUUUAACCAAGAGAAAAAGCUUAUUAGCUCAACCAUCAGUGAAAGAACGAGAAACACAACACAGAAUAAAUAAAGCUCUUGGCUUAGACGGAGAGAUACAUCAAAAAAAUAUACAAGACAAAAAAACAACAAUCGCAAUAGUAUCCAAACAAACGAAACCCAAUUUAUUCACCAAUACCCUUUUUCUUCAUUAUACGCAUGAAAAAAGACUAUCUAGUGUAAAAAAUGAUAUACACAGGAUUUAUUCCGAAAUUUUUCAAGAUACACCAGCUAUGGAGAUACGGCUAAUUGUUGGAUAUCGAAAUCAUCGCAAUACUGGACAUGAACUAAUUCAAAAAAGACCACAUUCAUCAUUAUUGAAACCGACGCGACUUCCAAAUACAACAAAACAAAAGUCUGAAAGAUGGCAACAUGUUACCUGA
Molecule: messenger RNA, 1335 nt
Organism: Rotaria socialis
Lineage: Eukaryota; Metazoa; Rotifera; Eurotatoria; Philodinida; Philodinidae
Source: the annotation of a GenBank genome assembly